GAUAGACACCACAGAUAGAUCCUGACCAUCACCCAAGGUACAACUGCACAACUGUGGGAAGACAUCCAGUCCCUUCACAGCAUUGCUCAACACAGAGAAAGUUGGGCAGUGAAACCAUCAUCUGGAAAUCGGUCGGGUCAGGGGAACUUUGACAUAUCAUCAGAUCUGAAACUGGUCAGUGGUGUGGAACCUUCCAUCAGAACCAACCUUUCCAAAGGUUCAGCUGUGGGUGAUCGUGAGGGUGAGGCUGGGAAGAAGUGUAAGUGGCUCCAAGUGUGGUGAGAGUUUCAAUCAUUCAUCGAGCCACAUGAACCACUGACUCAUUCUUACUGGUGAGAGGCUGUUCAAGUGUGAGGUGUGUGAGGAGGACUCCAUGGGCUCAUAAGAUCUCGUAGCACACAAAGUGCAUCUCUUACAACCACUGUUACGUCAAGGGCAGCCAGAUGGAAGAGAAACGGUUUAAGUGUGAGAUGUGUGAUGAAGCUUUUGUGACAUCUUCGAGUCUCCUGAUACACCAGGGGAUUCACAUGGGGAAGCAACUCCUCAGGUGUGAGGUGUGUGAGGCGACUUUUACCAAUUCCUCCAAGCUUCUGAGACACCAGAGGAUUCACACAGGAGAGAAACCGUUCAUAUGCAAAGUGUGCGACAAAUCAUUUGCACAGUCAUCAAAUCUCCGUGUACACCAACGUGUUCACACAGGGGAGAAACCAUUCACGUGUGAUGUCUGUGACAAAUCAUUUUCUGACUCAUCGAACCUCCGCAUACACCAACGCAUUCAUACAGGGGAGAAACCGUUCAAGUGUGAUGUGUGUAACAAAUCAUUCUCUCAGUCAUUGAAACUCCUGUUCCAUCAGACAGUCCACACUGGGGAGAAACCAUUCAUGUGUUUGAUGUGCAACAAAUCAUUUUCGCGGUCCCAGACCCUCCGUGUACACCAACGUAUUCACACUGGGGAGAAACCAUUCAUGUGUGAAGUGUGCGACAAAUCGUUCUCGGAUUCAUCAGCUCUUCAGGGACACCAACGCAUUCACACUGGGGAGAAACCAUUCACAUGUGAGGUUUGUGACAAAUCGUUCUCACAGGCAUCAAAUCUCCGUGUACAUCAACGCAUUCACACAGGUGAGAAACCAUUCACAUGCAAGAUGUGUGACAAAUCGUUCUCGGAUUCAUCGGCCCUCCGAGGUCACCAACGCAUUCACACUGGGGAGAAACCGUUCACAUGUGAGGUUUGUGACAAAUCAUUCUCACAGGCAUCAAACCUCCAUGUACACCAACGUAUUCACACGGGCGAGAAGCCAUUCAUGUGUAAGAUGUGUGACAAAUCAUUUUCGGAUUCAUCAGCGCUCCGGGGACACCAACGCAUUCACACAGGGGAGAAACCAUUCACAUGUGAGGUUUGUGACAAAUCAUUCUCGUUGUCAUCGAACCUCCAUGUACACCAACGCAUCCACACAGGGGAGAAACCAUUCACAUGUGAGAUGUGUGAUAAAUCAUUCUCCCAGUCAACGGAACUCCGUGUGCACCAACGCAUUCACACAGGGGAGAAACCAUUCAAAUGCGGAGUGUGCAAUAAAUCAUUCUCAAAUUCAUCGUACCUCCGCACACACGAACGCAUUCACACUGGGGAGAAGCCAUUCACGUGUGGGGUUUGUGAUAAAUCAUUCUCGCGGUCAUCGAGUCUCCGCACACACCAACGCAUUCACACAGGGGAGAAACCAUUCACGUGCAAGAUGUGUGACAAAUCGUUCUCAGAUUCAUCGGCCCUCCGAGGUCACCAACGUAUUCACACAGGGGAGAAACCAUUCACAUGUGAGGUUUGUGACAAAUCAUUCUCACAGGCAUCAAACCUCCAUGUACACCAACGCAUUCACACGGGCGAGAAGCCAUUCACUUGUAAGAUGUGUGACAAAUCGUUUUCGGAUUCAUCGGCCCUCCAGGGACACCAACGCAUUCACACUGGGGAGAAACCAUUCACAUGUGAGGUUUGUGACAAAUCAUUCUCGCUGUCAUCGAACCUCCAUGUACACCAACGCAUACACACAGGGGAGAAACCAUUUACAUGUGAGGUGUGUGAGAAAUCAUUCUCCCAGUCAACGGAGCUCCGUGUGCACCAGCGCAUUCACACAGGGGAGAAACCAUUCAUGUGCGAAGUGUGCUGCAAAUGGUUCUCUAAUUCAUCGUACCUCCGCACACACGAACGCAUUCACACUGGGGAGAAGCCAUUCACGUGUGAGGUUUGUGAUAAAUCAUUCUCGCGGUCAUCGAGUCUCCGCACACACCAACGCAUUCACACAGGGGAGAAAUCAUUCACGUGUGAGGUGUGUAACAAAUCAUUCUCACAGCCUCGAACUCUUCAUGUACACCAACGCAUUCACACAGAAAAACCAUUUAAGUGUGUGGUGUGUGGCCGAGCCUUCACACACUCAUCGACACUAGUGAAUCACAGACGCAUUCACACCGGAGAGAAGCCAUUCAAGUGCGUGGUGUGUGGCCAAGCCUUCACACACUCAUCGACACUUGCGAAUCACCGACACAUUCACACUGGAGAGAAAGCACUCAAGUGUGAGGUGUGUGAUAAAACCUUUACCCGGAUUUCGAACCUCCUGGACCACCAGACAAUUCACACAGGGGAGAAACCCUUCAAGUGUGAGGUUUGUGAUAAAGCUUUUGUGACGUCUACAAGUUUCCUGAGACAUCAGAUGAUUCACACGGGAGAGAAACCGUUCAGGUGUGAUGUCUGUGAGAAGGCUUUCACCCAAUCUUCUGAUCUGUUGACACACCAGCGGAUUCAUACAGGGGAGAAACCAUUCAGGUGUGAGGUUUGUGGGAAAGCUUUCACCCACUCCUCUGACCUCCUGGCACACCAGCGGAUUCACACGGGGCAGAAACCCUUCAAGUGUAAUGUUUGCAACCGAGCCUUCAGACAGUCAUCAACACUCAUGCAACACCAACGCAUUCACACUGGGGAGAAACCAUUCACAUGUGAAGUGUGCGACAAAUCAUUCAUUCAGUCGUCAAAUCUCCGUGCACACCAACGCAUUCACACUGGGGAGAAACCAUUCAAGUGUGAGGUGUGUAAUAAAGGCUUUGCACAAUUAUCGGGCCUGGUGAAUCACCAGGGGAGAAACCAUUCAAGCCUGAGGUGUGCAAUCGAGCCAUCACUGCUCAUGAAGCACUGACACAUUCACACUGAUCAGAAGUCUGAGGUGUAUGUCAAAGUUUUCACAAGGUAAAUGUCCUUCCUGAUACACCAGACGAUUCACAUGGAGAAGAAACCAUUCAAUUGUGACUGAGGCUUUGCACAGCCAGUGAGACUCAUGAAACAUGACACGUUCACAGUGGGGAGAAGCUGUUCAGGUGUGAGGUGUGUAAUGAGGGCUUUCCAGAAUCAAUGGGCCUGGUGAAUCUGUGAGACAUUCACACUGGAGAGAAACCAUCUAGGGGUGAGUGUGUGACAAAGGCUUCCAAACCGACCAAUGUUGCUGCUCCAUCAGGGAAUGCACACAGGGGAGAAACCCUUCAAUUAUGAGAUUUACAAUCAAGUUCUCCUGAAGUCUUCGACCCUCCUGAGACACAACGGUUCCAGACAGGAGAGAGAUCCUCUAGGUGUGAGAUGUGUGACAAAGUUUUCAGUCACUUUGUCUCCCGGUUCAUGAUCACUGAACUCACUGGGGAGAAGCCUCAUCAGUCUGAAUGAUGUAAUAAAGAGGAACAACAGAGAGGAAUUUACGGAAUGUAGAAGCUGGAGUAAUCCUUUGAGCCUGUUACACCAUUCAGUUAGAUCAUUGCUGAUCCAUAUCUUAACUCUGUCUGUCUGCCUUGGCUCUGUAACCCUUAAUCCCAUUGUCUAACAAUAAACCUAUCAAUCUCAGUUUUGAAAUUUUCAGUUGACCCCACAGCCUGAACAGAUUUUUGUGGGGAGACAGUUCCAGAUUUCCAGUCCCCUUUUUGUGAAGAAGUGUUUGCUGACAUCACCUCUGAACAGCCUGGCUCGAAAUUUAAUGCUAUGCCCCCUUAUUCUGGACUCUCCCAUCAGAGGAAUAUUUUCUCUCUAACUACUUGGUCAACCUGUUUAAUCAUCUUAAACACCUCAAUUAGAUUACCUCUUAAUUUUCCAUAUUCAAGAGAAUACAAGUUCAGUCUGUGCAACCUGUCAUAAUUUAACCCUUUUAGCCUCAGGAACAUUCUGGUGAAUCUACACUGCACUCCCUCCAAGGCCAGGAUAUCCUUCCUGAGGUGCAGUGCCCAGAACUGAACACAGUUCUCCAGAUAGGGUCUAAACAGAGCUCUGUACAGCUGGAACAUAACUUCCACAAGGACACAGUUGGUUCUGGGAAGGAGAAGUUGUGGAUUACCUUUUCUCUUCAGGAUGUUCCUGGAGUAAUGAGCAGUUUUGGCAGAGGAAAGCAGGAUCACUAGUGUUUGAUGUGGUCCAGUCAGAUCUGGUGUUGGAUGGCUAAACCAGUUGUGUACCAGAUACGCUCAAAUCUUUACCCCUUGGAUUUAAGCAACAGGGACAUCAAUCGGGAAGAAAGAAAGUAAAGGUAAUUUUGGGAACAAUGGUGUAGAAGGUGGAUAUGAGGGCGUGGUUAAACCAGAUUGACGGCUACAGAUGCAUUGUGGUGAAUGAAGGGCCAAAGGGCAGAGAGUUGGGAAUUAGAAAGCCCUGUCCAACUCACGUGGUGGAAAAGUGUCUUCCAGGAACGGAAACUGAUUGGUGCAUGGACCCAUGUGACCACUGGAUCUCUGUAACCAUUUGAUGGGUUUGUAUGAUGGAAACAAGCUACAUCCUGUGCCACUAAAGUUCGGUGUCAUUUCUGACCAUUGGAAUUGGGAGCCAGACUAAAGCACAGGGAUUUUAAAGAAACUUCUGUCUGUCAUAUUCUGAGAGCUUCCCCUGAUGUGAGUGUGUGUGUGUGUUAGUGAAGUGAGCCAGCUCUCAGGAGUGGGUAUGGGGUGGAAUCAGACCCUGCUUUAGUUGGUGAUGUGAAUUACAGACAGAUCCUCUUCAGGUGACGGGUGUUUUGACUAAUACCAUGGGGAAUGUUUGUACUUUCCUGUCUGGGAGGACUACCAUCCUGAGUAUUGUGAGGGAGUGGGAGUGAGUCUCCACAGACCCGAGUUCUCUCAGCCCAUUGUACUCAAUGUUCACCUUACACUCUUCCAAGAUUCAUUUCAUGUUCUGGAAAAGAUCAUGAGUCAUUUUCAAAUGUUUUGUAAUUUUGGUUGAUUCAAAGUUUGGUGUAAGUUGAAUAUUGUAUUGUUUUUCUGCUGUGUUAUCAAUCUUCUGUAUAGAUUCAUAACUCACAAUAAAUUCAUUCUUUUUGCUUUCA
This is a messenger RNA of Carcharodon carcharias (great white shark), 5333 nucleotides long. Its product is annotated as zinc finger protein 271-like. NCBI's taxonomy places the organism in Eukaryota, Metazoa, Chordata, Chondrichthyes, Lamniformes, Lamnidae. Gene Ontology annotation, molecular function: DNA-binding transcription repressor activity, RNA polymerase II-specific; RNA polymerase II cis-regulatory region sequence-specific DNA binding. The record is from RefSeq and is a predicted model, not a curated record. Bases 444 to 3179 code for a protein of 911 amino acids. The transcript is spliced from 2 exons. Gene Ontology annotation, biological process: negative regulation of transcription by RNA polymerase II.